Dama dama (fallow deer) is the source of this 3285-nucleotide messenger RNA. It is a transcript of the gene C5H17orf100, whose product is annotated as chromosome 5 C17orf100 homolog. The transcript has 3 exons. The record is from RefSeq and is a predicted model, not a curated record. Lineage: Eukaryota; Metazoa; Chordata; Mammalia; Artiodactyla; Cervidae. Bases 369 to 746 code for a protein of 125 amino acids.
CUUCCUGCCGCGGGGCCGUGUGGGAUGCGGGGGCGGGCACAGCUUCGCAAGGGGGCGGGUGGCUCCUCCCAUCCAGGGCCCGCCCCGCCCCGACCCCGCCUCCACCCGGACAGGCUCUUGACAGGCUUGGGGGGCGGUGCGGGGUCAGACGGUGCUCUCAAGGGGCCGAACCCAGGAUUCCCAAGGAAUCUUAGGCCUCCCUGCCCCAAGAUCACGGUGCCUCCACGUGGGUCGCGGGGCCCUCGACCACUGCUCUGCCUGCGUCACAAUGGCAUGUGACGUCGCUCCUCACCGUAUAAAAUAAUCCUUCGGGGAUCGUGGGGCGGUGGGGCCUCCAAAGGUCAGCCUAGCCCCGUUACCCCCAUAAGAUGGCCUCACCCCUUCGGGGAAAGCCCUCUCCGGCCCGGGCGGAAUCCAUCCGCUCCGAGGAGACGGCGACAGUCAGUGUGGAGACCUCGUCCCACCGCGUGGAGACAUCCUACCGUCACGUGCGGACAUCUUCCCGGGAGGUGGAGACCACCCAGCGCCGCAGCGAGGAGCCCUCCGUCUCCCCCUCUGGGAAGCGACUCCCUCGAGUCCUCGAGGUGUCCUCCCAGCACGUGGAAACCCGCUCGCAGCUCACAGAGACGGCUUCCCGCCAUGUCAGGGCCUCGUCCCUGCGGGUGGAGACGUCUGUGCACCGCGUGGAGAGCCCGCCACGGCGGGAGAAGCCGGCCGCCCGCCAGAACGUCCAAAAGGCCCGAUGAAAUGCUGCCUUCCUCGGAGCCACGAGAGGGCCAUGGCCCUUGGCCAGGGCAGAAUCGCCUCCAGUUCGCAGCCUGCCUGCUGCCAGGUGGACCGAUCAUCUUUGGUUUCCUGGAAACAGUCCACAAAUCAAUUUAAGAAAGAGCCAAGCUGCAGUUCCGGGACUUAGCCAACAUUCAUUGACCCUCCUGCACCUUGAACCAAAGGCAAGUCUUUGACCCAGUGAACUAUUUUAAUUUGAAGCCAGCACAAAAAGUUUUCAGGCUCUAGAUACUGCAUGUAUUAAGCUGAUGGAAAAGAGACUGUUUGAGCCUCCAGGGCAGACUGACCUUCCCAGUGACUGAGAAACUAGACCUCCGAUAAGUGAAUUCAUCCCUCUGGGCCUCACUGCCCCCACUGAAAAUGAGAUGUUUGGACCAAUCUUUGAAUAUGUGAUUCCCAAAGUGAGGAAUGCAGACACUGCUGAUGUGCAAGAUGAUUUUAGGAGGGUGUGACCUUGGAGUGACGCAGCGGGCCUCACCCAGGCUCCCUGGGGCCACCCAAGUGAGCUGGCCAGGUGGGAAGCCUCAGCUGAGACUGUCUCCCCACCAGUCUGAGGUCUGUGGAUCAGGCUUCAUGGUUGGAGAGCUCCAGACAAGGAGCGGCAGGGCAGGACCCUUGGGAAGACAGAAGUGUGUGAGGAGCCAAGGACCACCGUUCCCCAGCAAGGGUGGGGCCACCCAAACAUCCAGAUGGUGGAAUCAUGUAUGUAUUAUUUUUUAUGAACUGAUAGUUUUUAUUUUCUGUUUAUUUGCAUAUACCACGGUCUUCAUAUUCGCUAUUUGUGUAAAUAUUUAUAGCAGCCUUCCUAUAGCCUGUUGGACAGAAUGGAGAACACUGCACUCGUCAUCCUUUUAUGUACAGGCCUGUUAUUUUUCUGUUGAAUUAUUUCCUCGCAACCCACUCCCAGGAGUUUAAUUACCACAGGCAAGGGGAUGAACAUUUUAAUAGCUCGAGAGCCGUAUUGCCUAAUUCCUUCCCUAGAAGACUGUGCUAAUUUGCAGGGCCCCUGACAGUGUGUUUAAGCUGGCUUUACCACAGCCUCAGAGCAUGAGAUGUUAUCAUUUCCCUAAUGAGUGCUAAUUUAGUAGGUGUGGAGCAGCACAUUCAGCUACUCUAACGUGCGUUUCCCUGACUACAUCGAGGAUGAGCAUGUUGUAGGCACUGGUCCCUUCUUUUGAUGGCUUCCUGCUGCAUUGUAGGCCCCAUGUGUCUGUCUCUCUCCACCUCUCACUGACUGUGUGUUGAUCUCUCUCUUUCUAAACCUGUCUCCAUCUUUCCACCUCUGAAUCCUGUUUUUCUCUGGUUUCUAACUGGGCAGACACAUGGCUGAUUCGUGACGGUCCUGGACGAGCCCUGACAAGCUGCCAGCUGGACCCAGACACUGGGGCCUCCCCAGUGAACUCAGACGAGGUUCUUCCUUCCAGCGGGGGCUCAUCUGGGCUGACCGCCCAAGAAAUGGCUGGGAAUGACCAGGCUGGCCCUCCUCAGCGAGCCCCUCUCAUGAUGUGUGCCAGGCUCUCCAUCCUCAGGACAACGCGCCAAACAGACCUGCAUGUCCUGGCAUUUGGGAAUGUGGGGUCUGACAGAGCCAGUGAGCAGGGUCCCGGAGUCUGGUUGGGUGACGGCAGAGGGGCCCAUAGAGGCCAAUGGCUCCCGCGAGCCCUUUGCCCAAAGUGGUAGAAGGAGCUCGCUUAUCAGGCAGAAAACCCCCUUGGCCCCAUGUAGAUGGAGAGCACCCAGCACUCCAUAGUGUGGCGGGAAUGGGGGCCUGGCACACUGCUCCACUUCCAAUGGUCUCAAAGGUUCUUGGGCACUUGGGAAGAUUCCAGAAAGACUUCAGAAAAGCAGCUGACCUCGAGGGAAGCUAUGCACAUGUACCCGGUGAAGCCCCAUGCUUGGCGAGUUGCUGACUCCAGGCACCAGGCCUGCCUGCCGCCACUUGUCACUGAAGGUCGACGGGCCUUGGGGGGUCUGGGCCUCUGCAGUCACCUCUCAGACUCCGUGGAUGGUCCUAGAACAUUAGAAUCAGAGAGAUUGUUAAAAGCCAGACAGGAACUCUAACAUCAAGUGUUCUGCCCUUUCAUUUAAUGUUUUCAACAUAACUCAGCUCUUUCUAAAACUAUUAUUAUAUAACAAAUGCAUGGAAAAAAGUGAACGUGUUAGUUGCUCACUUGCGUCUGACUCUUUGUGACCCCAUGGACUGUAACCCUCCAGGAUUCUCUGUCCAUGGAAUUCUCCAGGCAAGAAUACUGGAGUAGAUAGCCAUUCCCUUCUCCAGGGAAUUGUCCUAACCCGGGGAUCAAACCCAUGUCUCCAUAAUUCCAGGCAGAUUCUUUACUGACUGAGCCACCAAGGAAGCCCGUAAAACUGCAUGCCCAUUCCUAAAUAUUUGGAAAAUACAGAAAACAACAAAGAAGGGAAUGCAAUACCAUAGAUUCACCAAAGAUAAUGUUAAUUAUAAAUAGAAAUAAUAUAUUUAUUAUCACUAAGAUCAUACAG